Molecule: messenger RNA, 3043 nt
Organism: Punica granatum (pomegranate)
Lineage: Eukaryota; Viridiplantae; Streptophyta; Magnoliopsida; Myrtales; Lythraceae
Source: RefSeq, a predicted model, not a curated record
CUUUCAUGCCUCCUUAUAAAGCUUUUAAUCACAGCACCUUUUCUGUCAUUAUUUUCAUCCCCAUGAUCUUCACGAGAGCAAUAACUGUCUCUACCACUAAAAUAGCCCAGCAACUCAAUCAAAACAGCUGUGAGAGAAGUCAGAUUGAAGAGUCCUCCCACUGUGGCUGCGAGGAGAAGAAUGCAAAAUUUUAUAUGUCUCGUCGCAAGACGUGUAGGCGGGUCGACUCAUCAAGUUCUUGAAAUAGUGUACACACAAGGAAAAGCACUUGCCAUUAAUUGAACUUUAAAUAAUCGUCUGGAGUCAGGAUCACGAUUUGGGAAAAUGGACACAUCACUUGACUGUCUGUUAUGGAAAAGGCUUACUUUUUCAUCUGCUGAGAUAUCUUUAUGAUAUAUACUAAUAUACAUGCUUUUACCAGCGGGAUUCAGGCAAUGAGAAAGCAGGUGAUUGUGAGAGGUAUACUCUAUCACAGACAGUGAUACCAUGAGGUCAGUUCCCUUCGAACCAAAGAAGUACACCCCCGCUUCAGUUUUCACGCUUGUUCUGCUCUUGAUUCUCCAUGAAGGAGCAGUUGCCAAAACCAAAGUUUAUGUCGUUCACCUGGGAAGAAGGCAACACGAGGACCUAGACCUGUUAACUCGAACCCAUCAUGAAUUGCUCACUUCAGUCCUGGGAAGUGACGAAGCAUCGGAAGAUUCAAUGAUUUACAGUUACAAACACGGGUUCUCCGGGUUUGCGGCGAAGCUGACGGAAACUCAGGCAAAAGUAAUGUCAGAGUUGCCUGCUGUGGCCUCCGUCAUCCCUAAUUAUCUUUAUAAGCUCCAAACAACUAGAAGUUGGGACUACCUUGGAUUCGCUUUGGAUUUUCCCACCGAUGUUCUUCAUGAAUCAACUCUGGCACAUAAUCUCACCAUCGGUCUCUUUGAUGGAGGAAUAUGGCCCGAGUCAGAGGUUUUCAAUGACAAAGGGCUGGGGCCUAUCCCUUCUCGCUGGAAGGGUACUUGCGAUCCGGGAGAGUUCUUUGAUCCUGUGAGAGCAUGCAACAGGAAACUAAUAGGGGCGCGGCAUUAUGUUAAGGGGCUUGAAGCAGAAUAUGUGAAACCACUGAACACAUCCGGGCAUGGCGAAUACUUGUCACCACGGGAUGGCAGUGGACAUGGGACCCACGCUUCCACCAUUGCUGGGGGCUCCAUCACUCCUGGUGCAAGUUUCCAUGGCUUGGGAUUCGGCACAGUGAGGGGUGGGGCCCCUAGUGCCCGACUAGCAAUGUACAAAGUUUGUUGGAACGUUCUUGGGGGAGUUUGUGCAACCGCUGAUGUUCUGAAAGCCUUUGAUGAUGCGAUACAGGAUGGGGUAGAUGUAAUAUCGCUAUCCCUCGCUCCAGAAAUCCCGUCAUUCUCCGAUGUGGACAAACGUAGCCCCAUCCUUUUUGGGUCUUUCCAUGCUGUUCUCGAAGGGAUUGUGGUUGUUUGUGCCGGUGGAAAUGAUGGUCCAAGUUCCCAAACGGUCCAGAAUGCUGCUCCCUGGGUUAUUACAGUUGCAGCUAGUAGCAUGGAUCGUUCAUUUCCGACGACUAUCUCACUUGGAAACAAUCAAACUAUAAUGGGUCAAGGGCAUUAUACGGGAAAGGAUGUGGGAUUCCUCAGCCUGGUCUACCCAGAGGUCUCAGAUCUCAAUGAACCUCGCUACUGUUCAUCUCUAUCAGAAAGUGAUGUCAGUUGGUUAGUUGGUAAAGUUGUGCUCUGCUUCACCUCGGAAUCUGGUGUAGACGCGAUAACGUAUCCCGGUUCUUCUGUCAAAGAAGCUGGUGGUUUGGGGCUGAUAGUUGCGAAGAGACCGACUGCUUCGUCAUACUCAUGUGGCAAUAGCUUUCCAUGCGUCCAAGUCAGCUACGAGUUUGGGUUUCAGAUCCUCUCAUAUAUCCGGUCGACCAGGUUCACUGACUACUUUUACUCAUCGAAGUCAAUCGAUCCAUGCAUUAGAAUCAGCCCGUCUCAGACCAGAGUUGGGAAACCCUUGCCGGCGAACGUGGCUUACUUCUCAUCCCGAGGACCCAAUUCCAUCGCCCCGGCAAUUCUGAAGCCUGACAUAGCAGCCCCCGGUGUAAAAAUAUUAGCAGCAGUUCCUCCUGAUGAGAAAUCAUCGACUACGAAUACCAGUUUUAGAUUUCUAUCGGGAACCUCCAUGGCAACUCCUCAUAUUUCCGGAAUAGUUGCCCUCUUGAAAUCUCUGCACCCGGAGUGGUCCCCUGCUGCCAUCAAAUCUGCAGUCAUAACAACAGCUCGGACUACUGGCCUAUAUGGAGAGCCAUUAUAUGCGGAAGGAGACCCGAUGAAGCUCGCCGAUCCAUUUGAUUUUGGAGGAGGAAUUGUGGACCCCAACAGAGCUGCAGAUCCGGGUUUAGUGUACGACAUGGGUGAGUCCGACUAUAUAGACUACCUCUGUGCUAUGAGUUAUAACGAUUCAUCCAUCUCUCGGCUCCGAGGACAUCGCACGUCUUGCCUUGGUUACCCCGGCUCCAUUCUAGACAUAAACCUUCCUUCCAUAUCCAUCCCGCACCUGGAAGGUUCGGCAACUCUGAGGAGAACGGUUACUAAUGUCGGUCCCAUUAAUUCCACGUAUAAUGCUGUUGUUCAGUCUCCUCCUGGGGUGACUACAUCAGUAGAACCGGACACGCUGACCUUCAACGCCGAGAUUAAGGAAAUCUCAUUCAGGUUGAUGGUUUCCGCGGUCAGCCAAGUGUACACCGGAUACGGUUUCGGAAGUCUGACUUGGACUGACGGGGUUCAUUCUGUACGAAGCCCGAUAGCUGUGCAAGUUGGGGGCGAGGAAUUCUAUGAUUGAUAUUGGCUAAGAUAUUGAUCAUAUGAAUUUGUCAAAUGAGAAAUAAAUACCUAAAUUCUGAAUUUCAAUGUUAGGAUGUGAAUUUCAAAGGAACAUGUAUCGAUCAUUCCAUUGAGUUCUUAAAGUCCUAAAACUAUAGACUGGGCUCCUCUGGACACCUUCUCUCAAUAUAAUAGUCAGUUCAUAUUUUUCAGUA